Molecule: messenger RNA, 723 nt
Organism: Caenorhabditis remanei
Lineage: Eukaryota; Metazoa; Nematoda; Chromadorea; Rhabditida; Rhabditidae
Exons: 3
Coding region: 1-723 (240 amino acids)
Source: RefSeq, a predicted model, not a curated record
AUGGGAAUUCUUUAUUUAUUUGAUUUCAAUAACAAAUCGAGGAAGUUUAAGAAAUUCGAGUUUUCCGCCAUCUCUCCACUUCAUCACCGAUUGGUUAAAUCCACUCCGAACCUCGUUUCAUCCGAGUCAACUAUCGACGUACAACUCUCUGAAACGAUUCAGGUGUCUGUUGUGACAAAAAAGGAAGAACAUUGGGAUGUUGGACUUUCGACGAAAAUGGAGUGCCGAAAAAGGUCAAAAAAUAUAGCAAUUACGACAAGACAAAAAAUCGAGAUGAAAAUUGUGAGAAGACCAUACGAAGAAGCAACUGUCUACACUCCAUCAGAUCUGGAUUAUGUAAUUGCAAUCGCGAAUUACUUGUCUGAUCUAUUUAAAACUUCUUUUGGAGAAAUCGUAAUUGACAUCCAAGAAAAAGAGAUUUCUGAAGUUCACUUAUUGAAUGACAAUUCUUCGGAUGGAAUGGAUAUUGUGCGUAAGGAUGGUCUCUUGGCAACUAUUGUUCAGAGAGACUAUGUGUUCAAAUUCUUGGUUUGGCAUGAGAGAUUCUCGAAGGAUGACGACGUCCAAGACAAUGGAGGCGAUGAGGAGGAAGAGAACGAAGAUGAUGAUGAUGUUGGGAGAGAAGAUGUGGAUGAGAAGGGCUCUCACCAAAGAAUCAAUCUUUCCUUUUCUUCUGACCUGUUAAAAAAUACAGUAUUCCUUCUACCUCUUCGCCACUGUUGA